This is a messenger RNA of Stereum hirsutum FP-91666 SS1, 634 nucleotides long. RefSeq lists its product as uncharacterized. The transcript has 3 exons. The annotation marks the transcript as partial. NCBI's taxonomy places the organism in Eukaryota, Fungi, Basidiomycota, Agaricomycetes, Russulales, Stereaceae. The record is from RefSeq and is a predicted model, not a curated record.
AAAAGGCAGCUAUGCGCAGCAGAGGAGGAGGAGAAUUGCUCACAGUUCAAAUCUCACCAAGGGAAAAGUCGUGCGACCCAUCACCAUGCGAGGGUACGCUGUAUUUGGCCUGUGGAACAAAAGCCUUGGCAGCUAAGAACGCACUUCUUAUUCUGGAGUCUACCGAAAGAAAUGGAGCCCGAAGCUAUGGCAGACCUCGUAGCGAAGUCUUUCCGGUAGGCGAAAUUCACCGUGAUAUGGUGUAGACACCUCUCUCACGACCAAUCACUUAGCAUUAUGCAAGAUCCUGAAGUGGGCACAGGCAAGCUGUCGCGCCCUACUUGCCAAUAGCACCCUUGCACAAGCAUCCGCAGCGCUGAAAAGUGUAAGUCAUUAUUGCUGCUGACCAAGGUAAGGCAAGACAAGAAAGAUUAUUUUGGGCUGGCUGCGCAUGCGGACUCCCGUCUACCGUUAGCCACUUCCGGGAACAUGCUUCCUCUUAAAAGUCUUUGAGCGGGAGAAAUCCGCUAUGACGGGGCGAACAUUUCACAGGAAUGCGAAAAGGUUGGACAUGAUGGAAUGAUCUUCAAGUAGGAGUAGGUGAAACGCGCAGCGAGAAAGUCUUGGCUCCUACCAAAGUAGUUUAGCAUAGACU